ACAUGUUCCAUUCUUGUAAAUCUCGAAACCUGUGCCUCAUCCGCGCAUUGCAUAUUACCCGCGUCCAUGCGGCGUUGCUAAUUGAGGACCUCUUGAUAAUAAUAACAAGCGCCAAAGGGGCACGCCAUCCACAUGAUUGGAUUCUCCUGCUGGCCGCAUCGAAGAAUUCCCAGUACCAAAGGUGGGCUGCAUGCGAGGCUCUAGAGCUCGGGGCUUGUUCCCGGUCGGAGAAGCACACCGCUACGAUUCGGCCGCAAAAGCGAGGUUGUUAGUCCACGAUGUUUG
Aaosphaeria arxii CBS 175.79 is the source of this 285-nucleotide messenger RNA. RefSeq lists its product as uncharacterized. The record is from RefSeq and is a predicted model, not a curated record. The annotation marks the transcript as partial. Lineage: Eukaryota; Fungi; Ascomycota; Dothideomycetes; Pleosporales. The transcript has a single exon.